Molecule: messenger RNA, 915 nt
Organism: Coccomyxa subellipsoidea C-169
Lineage: Eukaryota; Viridiplantae; Chlorophyta; Trebouxiophyceae; Coccomyxaceae
Exons: 5
Coding region: 1-915 (304 amino acids)
Source: RefSeq, a predicted model, not a curated record
AUGGCUCUGCUGCUCGACAAGGUGGACACUGCAAAAGAUGACAGCUUCCUGCCUCGCCUCGAGGGGACUGUUGGCGAAGCAAUUGGAUUGAAGUGGGCUCUCGUGCUUCACAACCCCCGCAUGAUCGGAGCGCUGACCACCUGCAAUGUCGAGUCCCCAACUGACGCGCAGCCCUCCUCUGCCCACCCAAGAGACUGGCCCGCGAUCCUGACGCGCAUGCAGCUGAGUGAGGCGCAGGCGCAAGAGCUGCUGACUGUCAGGCGGACACUGAUGAGCGAGCUAGGAGGACUGAUCGCCCAGUGGGACCGAUUGUGGGAACAGAUGCAGAGUGUCAGGGACAUCGAGGUGCGGACGGAUGUGACCCACUAUGGGGAGGUGGCCGGUCUGACUGAGGGGCUGCGCAUAAAUGUGCACGAGCUUUUCACCUGCCGGGCCUUCUACCUCUCCUGGGUGUACAACAGGGUGUUGACACCGGUGCAAGUGGCAAGGUGCCUGGUGGCAUCGUACCCAAUGGGUCCAGACAUGCUCUCGCUCAUCACCUGCCUCGCGCAGCAGAGCAACGAGCCCUCCACCCGCGAGCUGCUGCAAAUGGCACGCCCCGGGACGGCCGCCGCUGCCGCGGCCGGGGGCAGUUCUAGCGCGGCGUUCGGCGCCGCUGGGAGCGGUUCUAGCGCGGCAUCCGGCGGUGGGGCCAGUUCUACAGCAGCGAGCGAUGCCGGUGGGGUCAGUUCUACCGCUGCGUUUCCCGUCUUGGGCAGUUCUGCAGCGGCGUUCGGCGCAGCCGGGGGCGCUUCUGCAGGGGCGUCCGGCGGCGGGGGCGGUUUAGGCGCGGCGUUAGGCGGGCCGGGCGACUGGCGCCAAGCUCUGGUGAUACCGCUGCGGCUGCUGCACGGCAGGCCACAAACGCCUCAGUAA